CCACUCACAGAGUCAGAGAGAGAGAGAGAGAGAGAGAGAGAAGUUUCUGUGACACCAGGUCGGGUCAUUGCAUGAAAACAGUUGGAAACAACAGAACCAUUCCUUGGAAAUCAGAAUUGAACAGAACAUCAGAAUUGAACCCUGAAUUCGUAGAGGAAUCUGGACCCAUCUGAUUCUGAUCUGAUCCAAUUGGUGCGCAUUCUAUCCGUUCAAGGGACAAUUUUGCUCUACAUUCCUAAGUAGAAGCAGAAGAGCAUUCUUUUUUUGGAAGCAAAUGACACCUAAAGCAAGUUCUGGAUUGUGGGAAUAAUAUCGGGAAAGGUGGUUUGUGGAUCAUGGAGCAGUCAUGUGGUUUUGGCCUGCAUUCAGUGGUCACAGGGUGACAAGAGAGGAGAUAACAGGAUUAGUAUGGAGAUAUUGUUAUAGAGGGAAAUCUGAGUGUUGUGAUCGAAUCUCUUCUCUCAAAGACCUGCAGGAUGAAUGGGUGAGAAGGAAAGAGAGGAUAAGAGGUGUUCAUUUACUACUUUCCUGCGUAUUCAGAAAAGGAAGAACACUCAUAUUAACUGUGUUUUUUCAACUGCUGUUUUUUUUUCAAAAAGUGUGUCUAAAACAACAAAAAACACAUUUUCUGAAGAAUAUGUUUAAAAACUGCAAAUAAACCAAAACCAUUAGGUUAUAGCUGAAAACCUCAAUUCCGGAUAGCACAAAACCAAGGCAAUCCUGAAAGGACCAAUGACACAAUCCUAUCAAAUCAAGGACAUGCCCUUAACUUCAGGCCUCGACAAAUCCUGGGUUUCCUUCCUAAAGUCUGCACCUCGUCUCCGCCUCAACACCUUGGACUUCUCCGACCUGUGGGAUGAGGAGGACCUGGGAUUGGACAGCGCCGAGGAAGACGGUGGCACCUUGAUCAACCAAACAUCAGCAUGUCUCCAAACACCACCUCCUCCUCCUCCCAUGCCGCCCUCAGCUCCUCCCCCUCCCCUGUCUACAGGAUAUGCCUCUUCCAUGGGGAAACCCUCAGGUUGUCGUACCUUAAAGCUCCACUGGAGGGAGCUCCACAGCCUGCCCCCCCUGCCCAGGGUUAGCCGCUUUGGGCCCCAGACCAUCUGGGCUGGGCUGGAGCCGGUGCACCUGGACACCAACCGGCUGGAGUACCUGUUUGAGACCAAGGGAAAUGGCUCCAUCUGCAGCGUGCUGACGGGAAGGCAGAAGCUGCCGUCUGUCUCAGUUCUGGGGGUGAAACGGAGUAACAUCAUCACAAUUGCCCUCAGUAGCCUCCCUCCUCCCCGCCUGCUGCCUCCUGCCAUUUAUACCAUGGACUGUAGUGUUCUGGACAGAGAGGACGUACAGCGUCUCCAGUCCCUGGUCCCCAGUGAAGAGGAGCUGUCUCUGAUCAGGAAGGCCCAGGCCGAGUCCCCCCACUCGCCUCUGGCCCCAGCUGAGCUCUGUCUCCUAACCCUGGGGCAGAUCACUUACCUGAGCCCCAGGCUUCAGCUCUGGGCUUUCGCUCUGGACUAUGACACCCUGGAAAGAGAAAUUGCAGAGCCUCUCUUCCACCUGAAGCUUGCCAUGGAACAGCUGGCAGCCAAUCAGACCUUUAGAUGCAUCUUGGCCACUGUGCUAGCCAUUGGUAACUUCCUCAAUGGAUGCAAGGCCGGUGGUUUUGAGUUGAGUUACCUGGGGAAGUUGUCUCAGGUCAGAGAUACACACUCCCGUCAGCCUCUCCUGUACCAUAUGUGUGUUCUGCUCCUGCAGCUCUACCCACAGUCCUCAGACCUCUACUCUGAUAUCACCUCUGUCACCCGCACCAGCAAGUGUGACUACACCCAGGUCCAGUCCAGCCUCUCACAGCUGGAGGCCCUUUGCAAAUCCUCAUGGGACCAGCUGCGUCUGCUAGAACGGGAGGAUGAGAAGAAGAGAGGAGGACGGGACAGAGGAGGGGAGCGGGAAGGCACCCUGCGACAGAGGUUACCUACGUUCCUGAAGGAAUGUGAGGACAGGCUGAAGGUACUGAGAGCUGUCCAUCGGAGGGUUAUCAACAGGUUUCACUCAUUCCUUUUGUUUCUGGGUUACUCUCGUACGAUGGUGAGAGAGACGAAUGUGGAGGACUUCUGUAAGAGCGUCAGUGACUUCUCCCUGGAAUACAGAGCCACCCGUCUCUCCAUCCUGCAACAAAGGGAGAGAGAGACGAGGCGAGAGAAAGGAGGAGAGAGUCCCAGCUCACCUGCACCUAACCACAAACACCACUACCAUCCCCACCACCACCACCAGACACCUUCUCAGGAGAGCUUGGAGCAGUGCAAACUAGAGGAGGUAUUGAAGACCCCAGAAUCUGACUUUCAGUUAGAUUCCACCCUUCCACGCCACCGCAGUAAGAAGACUGAUAUCAGAGGUCGACUCUCCCGGAAGCUAAAGUGGUGACAUGUGAAGUGAAGUGUGUCGUCUGUCCUGCGUUUCUGUCUACAUCUGUUUGUAGAAUCAUGCAUUGUUAUUGCUACACAGGUGACUAUAGUCACUGUAAAUGCAUACUGUUUAGCACACCAUAGUCCCUGCAUGUUGUAUGCUACAAUGCAAUAAAAUAUUCUGUCAUGCACUUCAACAAGCACAUAGGCCUGCUUAUUCUCAUACACAAACACAAUCUUAUCCACAGUCAGACUAACACACAGCAGCAUUGAAAAUAAACACGUGCAAAUAUAUGUAUAGACAUGAAAACUAUUUUUGACAAAUGUUUCACAUUUCUAUACAUGUAUGUGAAACAUAAAAAACUUGCCAAACAUGGAUUUCCUUUUUACACGUGGAUUUUCUGUGUGUUAGUGACAUCGAUAAUGUCACUAUGUUUUUGUUGUCAGAAAAUGCAUUUAAGACAUUCAACAUACAUUUUUCUGCCAACACAACCUUCCUCCUCUGAGGAAUCUCCACUGAUCCACACUAAACAAAAAUAUAAACGCAACAUUUGUAUUUUUCCCGUGUUUCAUGAAGUGAAAUAAAAGAUCUCACAAAUGUUCCAUACAC
Molecule: messenger RNA, 3012 nt
Organism: Oncorhynchus nerka (sockeye salmon)
Lineage: Eukaryota; Metazoa; Chordata; Actinopteri; Salmoniformes; Salmonidae
Product: FH1/FH2 domain-containing protein 1-like
Exons: 9
Coding region: 733-2421 (562 amino acids)
Biological process (GO): cortical actin cytoskeleton organization
Cellular component (GO): cytoplasm; cytoskeleton
Molecular function (GO): actin filament binding
Source: RefSeq, a predicted model, not a curated record